CAUACACUGAUGGCAGAGGCUACCAUACAAGGUGCCAUGCUGCUCAAUGAUUCAUUCCAAUGCCUGUUCGUGCACACUGACACACCGAAGGAGGAGCCACAUUUCAUAUUGAGGGGACAGAAAUCUGUCACAUUAUGGGGACUCACCUACUGUAUUUUAGAAUGUAAGAGUGGUGCCUAAAAGGUAAACCACAAUGUGUUUUUUGCUAAAGUGAGAGUAUAGACCUUGGGUUUGGCCUAACAACGGUGUGUGUGUGUUUGUGCGCGCGAGUGUGUUAGACAAAGAGAAAAGAGAGUGUUUUACAAAAGAUUAUUGAUUUAACGUGCACAAAGUUAUGAAGCAUGUGGAAGACAAGUGGCUUUUUCACUCCCGGUUGGAAUGCACUUCCUUGACACCAAAACUGCGGGUCACACAUGAAAAUUUGUGACCAGGAAGCAUUUUAUUUUUCUUCGCCCUCAUAAUGCUCGUCUCAGAGCCAGAGAAUCCAGUUUCAGGACUUCACUUGAGCUGACAAGCAUCUUAAAGAAGACCUGUAAGAGCGCCUGCAAAAGACAUGUCGCACAACGGCAAAACUAACAUGAGGCAGAUGAUGGUGGUCCUGUCCACCGUGGAGCAAUGGUCCUCUCUGAAGUCUCUGCAGCAGCAUGGAUCAGGGGAUAAGCUCAGGUUGACCUUUCGCUCUCUGGGACCAAAUCAAGUCUGUGACUUGACAGUGGAGGGUCGCUUGGUCAGCUUGCUUUACGCAGAUUUAAAAGAUGACAUGACAGAGGCGGACAUCAGUCGGGCAAUAGGUGGCUGCUUUAAGUCUUGCGCGGAUGGAGUCAGUACAUUUCUGCUGCUGAUCCAAGGCGGCCAUUACACAAAGAGGGAGAGAAGAAUGGUAGAGAGUCUGCAGGCCCACUUUGGAGCCGAGGCUUUAAAGUACCUGGUAGUUAUCUCUCUGGCCGAUGGAAAGGUUGCUGACACACUGGACGACGCCCUCCUGGAGCUGCUGAACACGUGCGAUGGGAGGUACUGCCAAAUCACAUCGUCCACAGCAAGAGACGAGCUGGGCGCUCUCCUCAAGAUGCUCGACCGCGUGCUGGCUGUGAACGGCAUGACCGGCUACACGGAGGCCAUGCUGACCAAGGUUACGAAAAGGAACAAUGAAGACUCGGCCAUGCAGAUGCUGAAACGGAAGGUGCAAGAGGUCGAUGAGCAGGAGCGGGCGUUCAAGCAACUGAUCCGACAGCAAGAGGAGAGACGAGCCAAAGAGACGGAGGAGCUGAAGGCGAGGCAUGCCGAGGAAAGAAAGGAGGAGGCGGCGGAAAAAAAGCAAUACGAGACAAAGAGGGAGAGCCUGGAGGAGGCUGUGAUGAGCCACGGGGCCAUGCUGCAGCUCCAGAUGGGUGCCACUGAUGAUGAUGACACAAAGAAGCUGUCGGUCAUCCUGUUGGGUCUUUCUGGCAGCGGGAAGUCCUCUGCUCUAAAUCUCAUUCUAGAGAGGGCAGGUAACCGAUACUCAAUCAAUGAGUCCAGUCGGGAACCCCCUCAGCCCACCUUGUUUUGUGAGAGGAAGGAGGUGUUCGCAGCAGGGAGGCGACUCAUCCUGGUGGACACCCCUGAGCUGUGGGACGAGGACGGGGUGGAAAAGCUGGAGCUGGUCAAGGACUGCUUGGCUUUGUCCUUACCUGGACCCCACGUCUUCCUGCUGGUGCUCCAAAUGGAGCGCUUCACCCAGGGCGAGUGCGAGAUGCUGGGCCACCUGCAGAGGAUCUUCGGGCGCGACUUUGCAGAGCACGCCAUUGUCCUCCUCGUUCGCUUUGACUGCGACCAGCGCAGGCCUCAGGGGAUCAACGACUACGUGGCCGGCGCCCACGCAACCCUCCGGGAUCUCAUACGCAAGUGUGGCAGCCGGUUCUAUGAGCUGAAUGUGACCAAGUCCCAGAAUGCUCUGAGCUAUCCUCAGGUGAAAGACCUGCUCUCAGGGAUCAACAGGCUGGUAGCGUCCCACGGAGGACGCUCCUACUCAACGAGGAGGUUUUCUCUGCAGGAGAUGCAGGAGAGGAAUAAGGGGAUUGGGGAGAGAGGGGAGGGAGAUUUGGAACGGAACUACUUAUUAAGAGAUGCCUGAUUUCCAGACCCGUAGGCAGGGAGGGGGUCAGCACAAUGUCUGCAACCCCUGUACGUUGGGGUUAGAUGUGCGAUUGUAUCAUUUGUUUAUUUUUUAAAAGACGGUAUCAGAUACGAGUUUAUUCAACUACAUGGAAUCAGUCCUGCAGGGAUUCUGCACUGGAUUGAAAUGCAUUGCAGAUUUAUAGCUUUUGUAGAUGAUGUCAUCGUGGUUUGCUUGCAGGAAAUUGCCACCAUAUGAGUGAAUUUCACAUGUGUAUGAAACUAAUUGGAGGCGGUGUGGGGAUUUUCCAAACCACACAGAGGAGCAGAAGCACCAGGGAUCCUUCAUGUCCAUUUUUCUCUGAAGGGAGCAGGGAGGGGAGGAGAAGAAGAAACCGCUGCAGAUUUGGUUUACUGUUGGACUUCCCCAUCGGGACGAGGUUUAUGAGAUCUGCUUGUUGAUAUCUUGGUUGCAUAACAGUUACAUUCUUUAACACCAUCCUGCAGAUGGACAACAAACGGACUCAAAAGUGUCUGUCUGAACGUUUUUUUAUUAAAUCAGUUAUUGUGCAACUCUUACUUGUGUAUAUGCUACGAUGUUUAUACCUGCACACCUAUUGGGUUACCUUUGUGUCUUUAUUACGCAAUCAAACAGAAUAGGUUUAAGAACAAUAUUAUGAACACUGCAAUCCAAAAAUACAUUUGUGAAUAAAAACAUGUUCAUGCAAAUUCAAAAGAUGCGGUUGCUGUUGAGCUGAAUCUUGUGAGUGAGACCAAGUGACAGCUUGUUAGCAGUUAGCAAAUGUAAUUAGCAUGAUUACACUCUUCAUCACGAAUUUAUGUUAUUUGCAAUAAAACAUUUAUUUGAUA
Molecule: messenger RNA, 2964 nt
Organism: Cyclopterus lumpus (lumpfish)
Lineage: Eukaryota; Metazoa; Chordata; Actinopteri; Perciformes; Cyclopteridae
Product: GTPase IMAP family member 8-like
Exons: 3
Coding region: 554-2113 (519 amino acids)
Molecular function (GO): GTP binding
Source: RefSeq, a predicted model, not a curated record